Messenger RNA from Rotaria sp. Silwood2, 285 nucleotides. NCBI's taxonomy places the organism in Eukaryota, Metazoa, Rotifera, Eurotatoria, Philodinida, Philodinidae. The record is from the annotation of a GenBank genome assembly.
AUGUCAAUCAUAGUACCACUUGCUUUUGGUUAUGCCAAAGAUCCAUGGUCUGUUUAUUUUGCUGGACGAAAAAUUGAAGGCGCAUCAGCAACGACAUUUGAGGUAUUAAGGGAUGGUUAUGCAAAAGAUUCAUGGCAUGUUUAUUACAUGGGUCAAAAAUUGGCCGGUGCUUCAGUACUUUCAUUUGAAACACUAGGUCAGGGAAUUGCAAAAGAUGGUUUUCAUCACUAUUAUUGUGGAGCAAAAUAUAAUGGGAUAGUACCACCAAUGAAUAUGUUCAAGUAA